This is a messenger RNA of Drosophila ananassae, 1695 nucleotides long. Its product is annotated as alpha-amylase 2-like. The record is from RefSeq and is a predicted model, not a curated record. Gene Ontology annotation, biological process: carbohydrate metabolic process. Lineage: Eukaryota; Metazoa; Arthropoda; Insecta; Diptera; Drosophilidae. The transcript has 3 exons. Bases 153 to 1637 code for a protein of 494 amino acids. Gene Ontology annotation, molecular function: alpha-amylase activity; cation binding.
AAGUAUUUUUCUUCUUAUUAUAUCCGUUUGGGAAUCUGCACUUCUGUCAUUGUCACUGAAAUGCGGAUUUAUUGUAUUUACUGGGAAAUCGCAGCAGUAGACGGAAAACAGAUUUAUAUGCCAGUUUGGCUUGGCUUAAGCUUGGCAUCAGAAUGCUUUUGGCCAAGAGUUUUGUGUGCCUUACCCUUUUUGUGUUGGCCAAGGCCCAGUUCAACCCAAAUUAUGUGGCAGGCCGCAGCGGCAUAGUCCAUCUUUUUGAAUGGAAAUGGAAUGACAUUGCCACAGAGUGUGAAAACUUUCUGGCACCGAAGGGAUACGCAGGUGUCCAGGUCUCGCCGGUUAAUGAAAAUGCUGUGAAAGAGAGACGUCCCUGGUGGGAGCGUUACCAACCCAUAUCCUACCAGUUGAUGACUCGUUCUGGUAAUGAAGAGCAGUUUGCCAGGAUGGUCCGGCGAUGUAAUAAUGUCGGAGUUCGCAUCUACGUGGAUGUGGUUUUUAAUCACAUGGCAGCCGAUGGUGGGACUGUUGGCACAGGAGGAAGUAUUGCAAAUCCCAGCGUCAAAAGUUAUCCUGCAGUUCCGUAUUCCAACCCGGACUUUCAUCCUACCUGUGCCAUUAACAAUUACAAUGAUGCCGCCCAGGUGCGCAACUGCGAGCUGGUUGGCUUGCAUGACUUGAACCAAGGGAACUCGUAUGUCCGGGAUAAAGUUGUCCUGUUUUUGAACCAUUUGAUUGACCUUGGUGUGGCUGGAUUCCGGGUGGAUGCCGCCAAGCACAUGUGGCCCGCUGACCUUGGUGUGAUCUACAGUCGCCUUAAGAAUCUCAAUCCAUCACAUGGUUUUGUCCAGGGUUCUAAAGCUUUCAUUAUCCAGGAAGUUAUUGAUAUGGGCGGUGAGGCUAUCAGUAAGUUCGAAUACACUAGCCUGGGCUUGGUCACUGAGUUCCGGCACUCCAACUCCAUUGGGAAGGUAUUUGGUGGCAAAGACCAGCUGAGAUGGUUGACCAACUGGGGCACUGAAUGGGCUUUUGCUCCCUCGAACUGCUCCUUGGUAUUUGUAGACAACCAUGAUAACCAACGUGGACACGGACCAGGUGGUGAAGAUGUGCUCACCUAUAAGCUAUCCAAGCAGUACAAGAUGGCAAAUGCCUUCAUGCUGGCCCACCCUUUCGGCACUCCUCGCAUCAUGUCUUCCUUUGCCUUCGAAAAUACGGAUCAGGGUCCACCCACUGUCGAUGGUCAGACCAUUGCCAGUCCCACUUUUAACAGUGACGACUCGUGCGGAGGCGGUUGGAUUUGCGAGCACCGCUGGCGCCAGAUCUAUAACAUGGUGGCCUUCCGAAACUCCGUUGGAUUGGAUCCUGUCCAGAACUGGUGGGAUAACGGCAACAAUCAGAUUGCCUUUAGCAGGGGAAACAAGGGCUUUGUGGCAUUCAACAACGACAACUCCGACCUGAACCAAUCUUUGAAGACAGAACUUCCUAAGGGUUCCUACUGUGAUGUAAUCUCCGGCGCAAAGAAGGGAUCUGUCUGCACUGGCAAGACUGUAGUCAUCGAAUCUAAUGGAAUGGCCAGAAUUAAUAUAAAUCGAUCGGAGUACGAUGGGGUCCUCGCUAUUCAUAUUAAUGCUAAGUUGUAGAGUCGAAAAAAUUAUGUAUCAUUAUAUUCCUAAUAAAAUUCUAAAAAAAAGAGGCACA